AUAAAAACCGCACACAACGAAAUCGCAAGUUGAAAAGUUGAAGUUCGAAAUGUCGCGCGACCUGACUCACACACGCCUUUGGGUGUCCUCCUUCUCUCCCUCUCUCCAUUUGGCCAUGAUUCGUUUGGUUGCAUCCCUCCCCAAACGAACCUUACUGCAACCCACAAUGUCUACAAUGUCCGUCCGAACAACCACCAGCAGUACUCAAAACGCCCCAUUACCUGUGACCCCGCUGACUGUCAAAGAACGCACCGAACAUCUCUCAGUUCUGCAAGGAUGGAAACUUGUAAACGAUGGCAAGCGGGACACAAUUCAAAAGUCAUUCCGGUUCGAAGACUUUAAUGAAGCGUUUGGGUUCAUGACAAGAGUAGCGAUGCAAGCAGAAAAAAUGGACCAUCAUCCAGAGUGGUUCAACGUUUACAACAAGGUCGACAUAACGCUUUCAACUCACGACUGCAGCGGUCUAAGUAUUCGGGAUGUAGAGUUGGCCAGAGUUAUUGAUCGUCAAGUUGGAAAGGAGAGACCAGAGAGUGUGGUAUAGGUGGAGCACCAAGUUACCCGUUCUAAACCCGAGGCCAUGCUCGUGUAGAAAAGAUAUAAAAGUCAAGUAGAUGCUCACAGGCUAGUUGCGCAGCUACCAGGAAUAAUAUAACUGCUGGUUGACUUGUAAACGACUCUGGUCCUUGAAUCUUUAAAAAUAAAAAGCCCGAACUUUGAAUAGAAAUCGGUGAUUUUUCGGAGGAUUGGGGGGUAAUCCUUGUGACUAUAUAAAAAGGACCAUGAGACAUAAUUCAACCCUCAUCAUAGAUCAAAGC
This is a messenger RNA of Spizellomyces punctatus DAOM BR117, 815 nucleotides long. RefSeq lists its product as uncharacterized. The record is from RefSeq and is a predicted model, not a curated record. NCBI's taxonomy places the organism in Eukaryota, Fungi, Chytridiomycota, Chytridiomycetes, Spizellomycetales, Spizellomycetaceae. Gene Ontology annotation, biological process: tetrahydrobiopterin biosynthetic process. Gene Ontology annotation, molecular function: 4-alpha-hydroxytetrahydrobiopterin dehydratase activity. The transcript is spliced from 2 exons. The coding region runs from base 50 to 541 and encodes 163 amino acids.